AUGAAUAACCGCAGAUCUCGAGUGUACACGGCCCCCGUCCCGAAAAUGCCACCCGGCCUGCUGGAAUUAAUGGAGGGGCUGAGCGAGGACGUUUUGAGAAAUAACCCGUCCGAUAUUUAUGAGUUUUGUGCGGCCCACGUGAAGAAACUGCUGCAGAUCCGCGACGACACACAGCGAAAAAAACCCACGUCUUUGCAACAGAAAAUUUUAAAAGCUCAGAAUAUAAUAAGGGAAAGAGCUAUACAACGGCGCAAAUGUUAUGAAAAAAAUUAUCAAGCAUUUCUAGAAGAUAAGGAGACGCGACCCGCACAUUACGAUGUAAAUAAUACGGAAGAUGCGUCGGCUGCGAAAUGCGAGAUAGUUCAACCUAAUCUUCCCGCAGAAACGUCUCGUCUACGAGAAGAAAUAACUCAAGAAUUAUUUGAUAAUGAUAUAACAUAUCCGAUCAUUGUCUCUGGCGAAUGUCGCGAGCGCCAACUUGAAAAUGAAAAUACGUCAGAUGUCUCCGGAAUCCAAUUUACCAAUUGUGAUGAGGAAGUUGUAAGCCCCACCGUUAUUGAAAAUACAAACUUUUUCGCUGAAGAAUUGUGUUCACCAGACGUAAAAAUUCUUCAUAACUUGACGAGUCGGGAUGAUAGCGUGUCGUCAGUGACCAUUGAAAAUAUGGACUUGGAACAAAAUAUACCUAAAGAAGAAACGGACGACGCUGGACUCGCUAUAGAGGGAAAAUUCGAAAGCGUUAACUUCUCUCAGAACGCGGUAAAGAUGAGGGUAUGUGAUGAACAAGAUUCCGUGUCUAGUGUCGGAGAAGCUCAUCACCAGAUGGAUCUGGAAACGGCAGCUAUAACGAUUCAGAAAGUUUUUCGAACUUUCCUUUUUAAAAGUAAAACUACCAGCUUAGAUGAUGCCACGAACGUUGACAUCAAUCUUUUUAUUGAAGAAAACGAUUUGGAGAAUGAUAUUAAUAUGACUAAUAAAGAACGUCGGGGAAUCAGCAGAAUGGACACCGUACUUCAAACUGUGAACGAGGAGAAAUCGUUAUCAUUAUCCACGGAUGACUCUUCUACUUUGUCAAGUGCAGCGACAAUUAUUCAGGCGCAUAUAAGGGGGUUUCUAGUAAGAAAUAAAUUAAACGUUAACAUAACCCCUACUUCUACAGAAUCUAUCAUAGAUUCUAAAGAGUUUUCUUGUACAUCUUUGGAAAAAAAUAACGAUCCCCAAAAGACGAAAACUGUUUUAAACAUUCACAUAGUACCCGAAAAAGAUAAUUUCACUGGGAGAGAUGAGAGUUUGACGACAUCCAUGGAUUUAUCUAUGGACGAUAGCCCGCAUUUACUGUCUUCUCCCGCUAGUUACGAUAUCGUCGAACGCCGAAAACAAUUAAAGCGUGAAGAUGCCAUUCAAUCCGUUACCCCGCCGAGCAAUACCAGUAGCAGCAAACUCAGCGAAGAUAUGGACUCCGUCAGGGAACAAGUUGCCUGUGACGACACUAAAGAGCCGUCCGUGCGUAGUUCUUCAGGGGAUUUCAUUCAAAAUCAAUCCGCAGUACAAAUAGAAAAUAACCCGAUCCAACAUUCCCUGGAAAAAGAUGAUGAAACUGUGAACGAUCAAAUCCGUCGUAGCCCAUUAAAUAUUGACAGCGUUCAUAACAUUCAACGUGAAUGUACUAAAACUGCCAGUUUAAAGCAUUCCAGUGAGUUUCAUGAAGUGAUAUUACCCACAAAAGUUACCAGAAGUGACACGUCUGUCGUCCGUGGUGAGUGA
This is a messenger RNA of Pieris macdunnoughi, 1764 nucleotides long. Lineage: Eukaryota; Metazoa; Arthropoda; Insecta; Lepidoptera; Pieridae. The record is from the annotation of a GenBank genome assembly.